Prunus armeniaca (apricot) is the source of this 399-nucleotide messenger RNA. NCBI's taxonomy places the organism in Eukaryota, Viridiplantae, Streptophyta, Magnoliopsida, Rosales, Rosaceae. The record is from the annotation of a GenBank genome assembly.
AUGAGUGAAAACUCUGGUCAAGCUGCUCAAGAGGUCUCCUCCGUGGAGAUGGAGUUUGACGACCUAUGUCGUGAGCAAGAUGUGCAAGAAGCAAUCAAAAAACUAGCUGAUCGGCUGAACAAGUUCCAGACAACUCUAAUGGGGCCUAAAGAUUCACACUUUCCUGAAUUGAGCUUACCAAACACAGGACCCUUCAUUACUCUGCAAGAUCUCAAGCUCUCCAUUCCGUUACUCAGCACCUUGCCUCUAACUCGAGAUGAUGCAGAGAUGGUUGAAUUUGUGCGCAAUUUUAAGCACAGAGAUGAGCAGUACAAGACCGUGUUGACCGAGAAACAUCAACGUGCAGACAACAGCAGCUUGAUACAUAGUGGAGAUCUUGACAGCAGCCUUGCAAAUUAG